This is a messenger RNA of Ascoidea rubescens DSM 1968, 1318 nucleotides long. RefSeq names its product acetate uptake transporter family protein. The record is from RefSeq and is a predicted model, not a curated record. Bases 205 to 1107 code for a protein of 300 amino acids. Gene Ontology annotation, cellular component: plasma membrane. Lineage: Eukaryota; Fungi; Ascomycota; Saccharomycetes; Ascoideales; Ascoideaceae. The transcript has a single exon. Gene Ontology annotation, molecular function: acetate transmembrane transporter activity.
UUCCAUAAUUUUGUUUGAAUUGCUUUUUACCUUUUACUUAUAUAUUAUCAUUAUCUUAUAUCAUAUUAUAUAUCAUCUUCUUAAUAAUAAUCUCUUCAAUUUCUAUUUAAACUUCCAUUGAUUCCUUUUUAAUAUCCUUAACUUCAUUUCAGUUUCAAAUCAUAAUCAUAACCAUAACCACAAUAAUUAAUAAUAAAUAUAAUAAUGUCCACUGCUCACAAACGCUCUUCAAGCAAACUUCAACAAGAAGAAGUAUCCGAUUCUGAUCGCGAUGAUUACGACAACUAUGUCUACAUUGGCAAAACAAAAGUCGACAAAGACGAACUCUUAAAGACUUUAUGCCUCUCAAAAACACUUACCAUGGGAAACCAAUACCAAAAUUUAAUCUCAAAACUAGACAAUAUCGAAAAAAACUCAACCGCUAAUCAAUCUCAACCAAACACAAUUAAAAAGUCUCCUCAACAUCUCUUUGCCAACCCAGGCCCUUUAGGUCUAUGUUCUUUUGCUCUAACCACUUUCUUAUUCUCCUUGUGUAACGCAAGAGCUAUGGGUAUUGAGUCUGAAAACAUUGUAGCCGGUUUAGCUUUCUUUUAUGGUGGCUUCAUCCAAUUUGUCGCUGGUAUCUUCUGCUUCAUCGUCGGUGACACCUUUGGCUGUUGUGCCUUUGCUUCUUAUGGUGGCUUUUGGAUGUCCUGGGGUGCUAUUCACACUGAUGCCUUUGGUAUUAGAUCUGCUUAUGGUGACGAUGUUCAACAAUUCAACAAUGCAAUGGGCUUUUACAACAUCUCCUGGGCCAUCUACACCUUAUUCAUGGCUCUUUGCACGCUUAAAGACAGCUGCUAUUUCUGCUCUUUAUUAUGGGUGGUUGUCGUCGUCUUUACUGUCAAUGGUACCUCAAAAUUCACUGACUCAUUAGCCUGUGCAAGAGCUGGCGGUGUUCUAGGUGUUAUCGCUGCUCUUCUUGCCUUCUUUAUUGCCUACACUAACCUUUCAACAAACGAAAACUCAUACAUCCACGUCAAAACCUUUAUGAUGCCUGACUUUAGCAAAAGCAAAAAAAGAGUUGCUGACUUGGAACAAAAUUCAUCAAGCGAAGAAAGCUCUUAAGAAUUUUUUAAUUUCAACAUCAGUUCAGCACUGAUAAACAGUUAUAUUAUCAAAUGAAAUAAAAAAAAAAUAAAAAACUGCUUUUCUAUUUUUAUAUUAUUUUUAUAUUAUUUUUUUUAUUUUGGUCUUUGGUUUGAUUGUUUCUUUAGAUUUCUUUAAAUUUCCUUAAAUUUUAUCUAAUUUUAUCUUAUUUUAUUUUAUUUUAUUUUAU